This is a messenger RNA of Microtus ochrogaster (prairie vole), 8445 nucleotides long. It is a transcript of the gene Znf609, whose product is annotated as zinc finger protein 609. NCBI's taxonomy places the organism in Eukaryota, Metazoa, Chordata, Mammalia, Rodentia, Cricetidae. Gene Ontology annotation, cellular component: nucleus. The record is from RefSeq and is a predicted model, not a curated record. Gene Ontology annotation, biological process: regulation of transcription by RNA polymerase II.
CGGGACGCGUAGCAGUGGCGGCUCUGCGGCCCGGGGCCCCGGGCGGGCGGAGGUGGCGGCUCCCGGGACCGGCCGCGCGCAAUGAUGUUGUCCACUGGACAUGUACUGGCCAAGGAGGCAGGUUUGAGAACAUAGCUGAAGCUGAAAAUAGGAAAACUGGGGGCAAGGAAGAGCCUUGAAUCUUGAGGUGGGACGUUGACUCUAAGAUGUCCUUGAGCAGUGGAGCCUCCGGAGGGAAAGGAGUGGAUGCAAACCCGGUUGAGACAUACGACAGUGGGGAUGAAUGGGACAUUGGAGUAGGGAAUCUCAUCAUUGACCUGGACGCCGAUCUGGAAAAGGACCAGCAGAAACUGGAAAUGUCAGGCUCAAAGGAGGUGGGGAUACCAGCUCCCAACGCUGUGGCCACACUACCAGACAACAUCAAGUUUGUGACCCCAGUGCCAGGUCCUCAAGGGAAGGAAGGCAAAUCAAAAUCCAAAAGGAAUAAGAGUGGCAAAGACACUAGUAAGCCCACUCCAGGGACUUCCUUGUUCUCUCCAAGUGAGGGAGCAGCAAACAAGAAAGAAGUGCAGGGUCGCUCGGGAGAUGGCACCAGUGCAGGAGGCCUGGUUGCUGCUAUUGGCCCCAAGGGCUCAGAGAAGGCUGCUAAGGCAUCACGCAGUGUAGCUGGCUCCAAAAAGGAAAAAGAGAACAGCUCAUCUAAGAGCAAGAAGGAGAGAAGUGAAGGAGUGGGGACUUGUUCGGAAAAGGAUCCUGGGGUCCUCCAGCCAGUUCCCUUGGGAGGACGGGGUGGUCAGUAUGACGGAAGUACAGGGAUGGAUACAGGAACCGUGGAGCCACUUGGGAGUAUAGCUAUUGAACCUGGGGCAGCACUCAAUCCUUUGGGAACUAAGCCGGAGCCAGAGGAAGGGGAGAAUGAGUGUCGGCCUCUAAAGAAAGUCAAGUCUGAAAAGAUGGAGUCCCCCGUCUCCACCCCAGCGGUGCUGCCACUGCAUCUUUUAGUGCCAGUGGUCAAUAAUGACAUCUCAUCUCCCUGUGAGCAGAUUAUGGUCCGUACCCGAUCGGUGGGAGUCAACACUUGUGAUGUGGCUCUAGCUACAGAGCCUGAAUGCUUAGGCCCCUGUGAACCUGGAACCAGUGUCAACCUUGAAGGCAUCGUGUGGCAGGAAACCGAAGACGGGAUGUUGGUAGUAAAUGUGACAUGGAGGAACAAGACAUAUGUCGGUACACUUCUUGACUGCACAAGGCAUGAUUGGGCACCCCCAAGGUUCUGUGACUCUCCCACCAGUGACUUAGAAAUGCGCAAUGGUCGAGGAAGAGGCAAACGCAUGCGUCCCAACAGUAACACGCCUGUCAAUGAGACAGCCACAGCCUCUGAGGGCAAAGGAACCAGCAACAACAGCAAAACCCGAGCAGGAGCCAACAGCAAAGGCCGUCGAGGCAGCCAGACCUCUUCAGAGCAUCGCCCACCUGCCAGUAGCACCUCUGAGGAUGUCAAGGCCAGCCCUUCCUCAGCUAAUAAGCGGAAAAACAAACCUCUUUCAGAUAUGGAGCUGAAUUCUAGCUCAGAGGACUCCAAAGGGAGCAAGCGUGUUCGCACAAAUUCCAUGGGCUCAGCCACCGGGCCCCUACCCGGGACCAAGGUGGAACCCAAUGUCGUGGACAGAAAUUGUCCCUCUCCGGUCCUGAUUGACUGUCCCCACCCAAACUGCAACAAAAAGUACAAGCACAUUAAUGGACUUAAGUACCACCAAGCUCAUGCCCACACGGAUGAUGACAGCAAACCAGAAGCUGAUGGAGACAGUGAGUACGGAGAAGAGCCCACCCUCCAUGCAGACCUCAGCAGCUGCAAUGGGGCAUCUGUUUCACAGAAAGGAUCCUUGUCCCCUGCCCGCUCAGCUACCCCCAAAGUUCGACUUGUUGAGCCUCAUAGCCCUUCACCUUCAAGCAAAUUCAGCACAAAAGGCCUCUGUAAGAAAAAAAUGAGUGGGGAGGGAGACACAGACCUUGGGGCCUUAUCCAAUGAUGGCUCUGACGAUGGACCCUCUGUAAUGGAUGAAACAAGCAACGAUGCCUUUGACUCUUUGGAAAGGAAGUGUAUAGAAAAAGAAAAAUGUAAAAAGACCUCCAGUUUGAAACCUGAAAAGAUUCCAUCCAAGAGCUUAAAAUCAGCCCGGCCCAUUGCCCCUGCUAUACCCCCCUCACAACAGAUCUACACCUUCCAGACAGCCACCUUUACCGCAGCAAGCCCAGGCUCCUCCUCGGGUUUGACCACCACAGUGGUCCAAGCAAUGCCCAACAGUCCCCAACUCAAGCCCAUUCAGCCCAAGCCCACUGUUAUGGGAGAACCUUUCACAGUCAACCCUGCCUUGACCCCUGCCAAGGACAAGAAAAAGAAAGACAAAAAAAAGAAGGAAUCAUCAAAGGAACUUGAAAGUCCUCUGACCCCUGGGAAGGUGUGCCGAGCAGAAGAAGGUAAAAGCCCAUUCAGAGAAUCAUCAGGAGAUGGAAUAAAAAUGGAGGGGCUUCUGAAUGGUUCCUCAGACUCCCACCAAAGCCGGUUAGCAAGCAUCAAGGCUGAAGCUGAUAAGAUUUACAGUUUUACAGACAAUGCUCCCAGCCCUUCAAUUGGAGGCAGCAGCCGCCUAGAUAGUACUACCCCAACCCAACCCUUAACUCCCCUACACGUAGUCACCCAGAAUGGUGCUGAAGCCAGUUCAGUAAAAACUAAUAGUCCUGCCUACUCUGAUAUCUCUGAUGCUGGGGAGGAUGGGGAGGGCAAGGUAGACAGUGUCAAGUCUAAGGACCCUGAACAGCUGGUUAAAGAAGGGGCUAAGAAAACACUUUUUCCCCCUCAGCCACAGAGCAAAGACUCACCAUAUUAUCAAGGCUUUGAAAGUUACUAUUCUCCAGGUUAUGCACAGUCAAGCCCAGGGGCUCUCAACUCAAGCAGCCAGUCAGGAAUAGAGGGCCAGGCUCUAAAGACAAAAAAGGAUGAGGAGCCCGAGAGCAUAGAAGGGAAAGUGAAGAAUGAUGUCUGUGAGGAAAAGAAACCUGAGCUGAGCAGUUCCAGUCAGCAGCCCUCGGUCAUCCAGCAAAGACCCAACAUGUACAUGCAGUCCCUGUACUAUAACCAAUAUGCCUACGUGCCUCCAUAUGGCUACAGCGACCAGAGCUACCACACCCACCUCCUGAGCACCAGCACAGCUUAUCGACAGCAGUAUGAAGAACAGCAGAAGCGCCAGAGCUUGGAGCAGCAGCAGCAGCGGGGACUGGACAAGAAGACAGAGAUGGGCCUGAAAGAGCGGGACACAUCACUCAAGGAAGAGUGGAAGCAAAAGCCAUCGAUUCCACCAACUCUCACCAAGGCUCCCAGCCUGACAGACCUGGUGAAGUCAGGGCCAGGCAAGGCCAAGGAGCCAGGGGCUGAUCCUGCCAAGUCUGUCAUCAUUCCCAAAUUAGAUGACUCAUCAAAACUCCCCUGCCAGGCCCCUGAAGGCCUUAAAGGGAAGCUGGGUGAGGCCAGCCACCUAGGCAAGGAAUCCUCUGAGGCUAAGACAGGCACUGAGUGUGGCCGACAGGCAGAGGUGGAUCCAAUACUCUGGUACCGACAGGAGACAGAGCCCCGGAUGUGGACAUAUGUUUAUCCUGCCAAAUACUCAGACAUCAAGUCAGAGGAUGAUCGGUGGAAAGAGGAGCGGGACCGAAAAUUAAAGGAGGAAAGGAGUCGGAGUAAGGACUCUGUUCCCAAGGAAGAUGGGAAAGAAAGCACAAGUACUGACUGCAAGCUACCCGCAUCUGAGGAGUCCCGCCUUGGGAGCAAGGAGCCCCGGCCAAGUGUCCAUGUGCCUGUAUCCUCCCCGCUCACCCAGCACCAGUCCUACAUCCCUUACAUGCAUGGCUACUCUUACAGCCAGUCGUAUGAUCCCAACCACCCCAGCUAUCGGGGCAUGCCUGCUGUGAUGAUGCAGAACUACCCAGGUUCCUAUUUGCCUUCCAGCUACUCUUUCUCCCCCUAUGGCAGCAAGGUCUCAGGUGGCGAGGAUGCUGACAAGGCACGUGCCAGCCCCAACGUGAGCUGUAAAGCCAGCUCAGAGUCCAAAGCCCUGGACAUCUUGCAACAACAUGCCAGUCACUACAAAAGCAAGUCUCCCACGAUAAGUGAUAAAAAUUCUCAGGAGAGAGAUCGGGGAGGCUGUGGGGUAGUUGGGGGUGGUGGCAGCUGUAGCAGUGUUGGGGGAACAGGAGGUGGUGACAGGAGUGUCGACCGGCCCCGCACUUCCCCUUCCCAGCGCCUGAUGUCCACACACCACCACCACCAUCACUUGGGCUACUCCUUGCUCCCAGCACAGUACAACCUACCCUAUGCUGCAGGGCUUUCUUCUACAGCCAUUGUUGCCAGCCAGCAAGGCUCAACUCCCUCACUCUACCCGCCCCCCAGGAGGUGAGAAUGAACACCAAGUGCCCAGAUGAAGUCAGCUUCGUGGGCCAAACUGGCUCAUUAGAGGUGGUGCUGGAGGUGCCAUUUUACCAUCAGUUACACGGUGUUGAUCAUCCAGUUUGCCAUUCCUACCGUGACUGAAGGCCUCACCUCCCCAACCCUUCCUCUUCCUCAGGAGCUGAAGAACUGGUACUUUACAAAAAUAUUUAUUCUCUCAGCCACAGCUAUGACUGUUGUGGCAUCUGUGGAGAUGAAGGCAUAGGAGCAACCGAGGGAACCCAGCCUCAUCCCAGAGAAGUUACUGCUCUGUUAACCUAGCCCCUAGUCUACUGCCAGAGCAGUACCUUAAAGCAUACCUGGGAGGGACCCCAAGCAUGGGGUAAGGUCUGAAGACAGCACAGCAGCCAUACCCCUUCUCACUGUCAUUACCACCGUCAACAAGAUUCCACAUCUCCUCAGUGGUUUGGACCCUGGGAACUGGCAGCACGUGGAGAAAUUAGAAUCUCAGGAAGAAGUUGGGGGCUGUUUUCCCUGUAAUUGUGAAGACAAGGUCUUCAAGCAUGGAUACAUCCCUCUAAUGUGAGCACAGAUAAACGCUCAGAGCCUAACCUGUAAAGGGAGAGUAAGGCAUUGCCCCACCAGAGCCUUGUGCUCCUGUUAGGAAGAAGGUAGUGGUUCUAGCACCAGCACAGGGUUCCCUGGGGAUACUGGGAGGAGCUGGAGCAUAAAUGGAGUCUGUGAAAUUGAACCUGUUUCCUCACCAAAAUUCCUGCUGCUUUUCAUCUCUCAACUCCUUGCCCUUUCUCUUUCUUUUUAACCCCUUGGUGCCUUUCCCAGGGGGGAAAUCCCCAUACUGACCUCACCUCUUCUACUGCUUGGCUCUUACAACUCAGGCAGAAUAGACUUCCUCCCAGCACGGGUAACUUUGGAGUCUGCCACAUCACUUUAGGGCACGAACUGUAGGCAGGCUGUAAGAACACUAAGCAGUUCUUGGAGACAUUCAGUCAUGUGUCUUUCUCAUUUAGGGUCACAAUUGUAUACAGCCCAGUUCCUCUGUCUACAAGUACAUGAUUGUGUAGUUCCCUCUGUAACUCCAUGUGUGCCAAUAUGAGGCAUGUGUUUGUAACACAUGUUUUUGUUUUAGGGGCCACUGGCCAAGGGCAGUGAUUUGCUCCUUAGACCCUGAAAUAGCAUAUUGAAGCAUUAUACACCCAAGCCAGAGUAGACUCGAUGGAUGAGGCUUUGUGGUGCAGACAUUUCUCUGUUCUCCUGAGCUGCAAAGUUGUGUGCUCGGAAAGUGAUAACAGCUUUAUUGGAGUCACUUCUUCCCAAGAUGUAGGAUGAUUUUUAGCUCUCUGCUAUUGCAGAGUAUCAUCCCCUUGUACUCUCCCCUUCUGUCUUUACCCUCUGGACUGCAAGAGAGAGAGAUCCACAGAUACCAGCCUAGGCUAACAGAGCUUGUGACAAGAAUGACAGUUGGAAAGCAGGAAGGUAGAUGGCUUGACUUCUUUGGGAGAGUGAGGUGGUGGGAGACAGUAAGCACAACGCCCAGGAGUAGGUGGUUCCCAAGGACCCAUGAGCCCUCCCUGUACAUAGACAAGCUUAGGGUUGUUAGUACCUCUGACAUACAAACCUUUCCUGUGUACAGGUCUUUAUUUUUGUUUAAGUUGGGUUCUGGGCACUUGAAAAUCCUUUUGUUUUAGACCUGUUGAGAGGACCCCAAGCAGCCCCUUCCCUUGCCAUCAUUGUUCCCUGUGCCACAUGUUGUGGCAUCCUACCUAACCCAUUACCCUUACUAAGAGGGUGACUGAUUAUGCCUCCUCCAGAACUCCAGUAAGUAGAGCCAGGUGCCCAUCUGGUCCUGUUUGUUUUUUAAAUAUUGUUGUGUUUUGUAUGUAUCUGUGGCACUGGCCUGCGAUGUUCUCUGUACAUAUUGUAAAGAAACCAUUGGAGCAGUUUUCUUUUUCAUUGGGUAGGCAUGGUCCACAUUCCUAUCUUUUCCACUUCCUUUUAUAACAGGAGGUACGUCUGUAUUUGCAAUACAGCCUUACAUUCUGCAGAAGGGAACAGCUUGCUUGCUCUCACUCUCUCUUUCUCUCUCUCUUCCCUUCCCCCCUUAAAAAGUCAGCUCUUUGAUCCCUCUACCCAAGUGCCCCUUAAAGACCAGGCACUGCCCUGAAAUGAGAUUAGCAGUAGAAAAAUGGCACUGUCUGAUCCUCCUGGUUUCUAGUCUGAGUCCAGUCUUCUCCCUCCCACCCCAAAAUAGCAUCACAUCGCUGCAGCUGUGGAGAUCUGACUAUUGCUGAGAGAUUGGGUGUCCACCUCACACUCCACAGGGGGAACUACCUGUGACACCUAGUCAGAGAGACAAGAUCUUGUCCAUGCUGCCAAGCCUCUCACUGAGCCACCCCUGCCUGUGCUCUUGGUAUUAAAUAAUCUCUGAUACUCAUGUGGAUAAGCUACGAGAAGUAGGGGCCUCACCCCAAAGAGGGCAGCCACAGUUGGACCGGUGCUGUCUAGGAUUCAUGCCUGCUUCCUCCUCAUUUAUGGUGUGCCAGUUCCCUUCAGCUCUUCUCUGUAGUGUACAUGUGGUCUCCACACGCCUCAAGGUCAAAUAAACACAUACAGAGGGGUAAGAGGGUAUCCUCUGAAAUGAUCUCCAGGCUCCAAGAUGGGGGGAGGGGGGCUUAGUUUAAGGGAGCUGGGAGUUCAAACUGCAGAAGGGCUAGAGAAUUGGAUAUAGGUUUGAGGCCUCCUCGUCACUUACUACCACAUAUACACUAUCACUAUCCCAUUGUGUACUGAUGCCCCCCCCCCACCCAAGAUUCAGCUGGGCAGCUAGCUGGCCCCUAAUUCUGGGCCUUUGUCAUUUAUUACUAGGGCAUCCUAGGAAACUUUGCAGUGAUUCCCUACCAUGGCCCUCCCAGGCCUUGUCCCCAGCCCCUCCUGCCCCAGCCCACCCGCUUGCCUUGGUGCUCAGCCCUCCCACUGGGAGCAGGUUGGGGCAAGCUGGAGGCCCGGGCUGGAGGGGCAGUGUUGCUGUUCAUAGCUUUUGUUCCAUUGGCGUUGCUCUGUUGGAUUUAAUUUCAGUCUUCCUAUUCCUCCCUUCUGUAAAGUGUACAUUACCAAGUUCCUUGUUUUUUAUAUAUAUAUAUAAAUAUAUAUAUAUACAAACUGUACUCUUUUUGCCUUUGUACAUUCAGGCAAGAAGAGAAAAUAAAUCUUUUUAAGAGACAAUCACAAAUCUGUGAGGGCUGCUGGUUAUUUCUCCUGGAGUUUGCUGCUGAGCUGCUGCCUCCUCCCCUAGCUGUCCUGUUCCCUCAGCUUCCCUCUCUCUCUAGCCCUGCUCCAUGUGCACCCUCAGUUUUACCUUCCCUGGCUGACAGCAGCUGUUGAGUCCAGUGUGCAGACUACCUUCCCCUGGAGCCUUUCCCUGCCCAGCAUUUUUUUUCUGCCUCGGCCACUGGCUGAUCCUGUAUGCUGGCCUCUUCUUUUUACCCUUGGAUCCCAUUCACCAAAGUGGCUUUGGACCCUUGGGUACUCUGGGACCUGCCUCUCAGAGACCCUGGCUUUGGACAUUCAUUCAUCUAUGAAACUAUGCAGCUGGGAACUCUGCCUGAGAUUUUGCACUAAUUAAACCUGCCUGGGAGUUAGAAUGGAAGGCUUUUGGGAAAAUCACCCCCAGCACUCCACCCCACAAACCCCCCACCCAUCCUAGCCUCUGAAGUCUGCUGGUCCGGGAAUUACUCCUGGACUCCUGUGCUUUACCCUAUGGAGAUCAAGGGCUAAGGGUUUAUUGAUAGAUAAGAGCUUUUGAUGAGACUCUCAGAGUGGUAUCUUCUGAAACAGCCCAGCCAAACCAUGUUCAGCCUUUCUCUUUUCCUUACCUUUCUCCUUUCCCCUUUUGUCUCUACUUCCUUUUCUUAAUUGGCUUUGGAAUUGAAGUAUAUUUUUAAAUUAUUUGUUGUAUUUAUUGAAUAAAGUUUUUAAUGUCCCUGUUCUUA